UUGGUUAAUUGACAUCUUUAUAAUUAUGUGCACUAUUUUAUUUAAGAAAACGUAUACCACUUGUUAGGUUAUAGGUGUUGCUUAUAGUUUAUGUAUCCAUGUCUUUACAGAUUUUUAUGCCAUGGUGAAUAAUUACUGGAUUUUAAAUGCCAAGAAACUCCAAAAUGUAACAGUACUUUCUGUUGCGGGUGGAUUUCGGGACUUCCAAGUUCGUUCUGGAUUGACCUUUUUACCAGCUUCAGAGCUCUACACCAGUGCCUUAUCUGUAGUGAGUACUUCAGUUCCAAGAACAUGGGCAUCAACAGAUCAUCUAUCCAUAGUUUGGUGCAAAGAGUUGAUUUUAGCCACAGCAAGAGCUUUAUUUGACCUAAUUGAUGGGAAAACAAAACAGAUCACAAAUGAUCCCAAAAAAAGAAUGUCUGUUUUAAGUCAUCACUUUGUGAGACAUCCAGCAAAGCAAUAUGAAUCAUCAUAUGAAACAAUCACAAGUGUUCCAGUGUCCUCAACAUGGGUUUUUGUUGAAACAAGAAACUGGAAGCACUCUGUUACUGGUGCAUGCAGUGAAACCUAUUUCGCCUUUCCACUUCUAGAUAAAAGAAAUGCUCAUAGUCAUUUUCAUUGCCGAAGCACACACUUGUACACGCACAGCUGGAUUUUUGGCUGUGAAGAAGAUUCAGCUAAAUGGUGAGUUGUUUUAGGUUUA
This is a messenger RNA of Staurois parvus, 703 nucleotides long. NCBI's taxonomy places the organism in Eukaryota, Metazoa, Chordata, Amphibia, Anura, Ranidae. The record is from the annotation of a GenBank genome assembly.